Messenger RNA from Tetrahymena thermophila SB210, 900 nucleotides. Its product is annotated as S54 family peptidase. Gene Ontology annotation, molecular function: serine-type endopeptidase activity. The record is from RefSeq and is a predicted model, not a curated record. Gene Ontology annotation, cellular component: membrane. Gene Ontology annotation, biological process: proteolysis. NCBI's taxonomy places the organism in Eukaryota, Ciliophora, Oligohymenophorea, Hymenostomatida, Tetrahymenidae. The transcript has a single exon.
AUGAUGUCUGAGAACUACUUUUAGAAACGUUAAAAGCUUAGAAUAGGAGAUUAGCCUUUUUUUGUUAACUUUAAUAACAGCACUAAACACCCAAGAUUGGAAAGCUUCACUGAGAUGAUUAUAAUAUCAUGCUGUCCAAGAUUAACUGUUAAAUCCAUAACUUUCAUGAUUUUUUUAAUUGAUAUUGCAAUCUACAUAGGAUGCUUUUAUUAUGCUGGAAUAGAUAAUAAUGGAGAACUUUUUACUCCUAAUUAGAAGGCUCUCUUUGAUUUUGGAUAAAAAUAUCCAUAUUUUAUUAUAUAUCAAAAGUAAUUUGAGCGUUUUAUAGGAAGUAUGUUCCUUUUUGCUAAUUUUAAGCAUAUAUUAGUAUCAUUGGUUUGUCUCCUUGUUUUUGGUAGCUAUGUAGAAGCCCUGAUAGGUUUUAAAAAAAUGUUUCUUAUUUAUAUAAUUGGAGGAUAUAGUGGAACUUUAGUUAGUUGCCUCAUGAGCGAUAGUCCUGGGGUUGAUGGAACAAAUCCCGUUGCAUCUUUCUUAGGUGUGUUAUUUGGCUUUCUUUUGAUUAAAUGGGAUAAAUGGGAUUACCCUGGAUCAGGGAGAACCUAAAUGCUUAUGAUUUUGAUGUUUGGAUUAACUGCUAUUUUCACUUUAGGUUAUAUAUUUACUUUGGUAGACACUCUAGCUAUGGUUGGAUCACUUUUAAUUGGUGUUUUAUUUAUAUUUGGAGUUUUCGAAGAAGCAGAUGAUAAUAGGUACGCUUCUAAUGACAGCUAUAUAGCAAAGAUAAAAUAAUAAAAUGAAAAUAAUAAAUGCUCUCGUUAUUUUUCCCUUUUCUUAAUAAUUUUCUACUUAGUAUGCGGUACUUUAGCAUUCUUUUUCAUGAGAACUCCUAAAAUAAUAUGA